AUGGCCCAUAUCGCUGACUUCCUGGUCGACACUCCGAGUAGUGCGGGGUUGAACAAUUAUAUUGCGAGGGAGCUAUCUCCACACUCUUCACAUGAUGCCUCAACAGAGGUUCCCCAGGCGGACGAGAAGGAGAAGUAUGUCUGGAGGAUGCAUCAACCGACGGAACCACGCAAAUACCAACUGUUCCCCACAAAGGACAGACUAUCGGUAGCGGCGGGACAGAAGAAUGCAGAGGCAGAGCAGUCACAAUCACAAUCCACGACCAUAGGGCAAAAUGGGAGCACCGAGAAGGAGCGAUCACUACUUGGCACUGCACUUCGACUGAAGCCCAAAGAGCAGACCCUCAUCCGGAGAAGAAAGGUCAGUGUGCCAGAAUUGGGUCCAAUGACCACAGUGCAGGAGAUAGCCAUGGACUCUCCAACAAUACCCGGCCGCCCACCACUACAUGAACGAUCGAUCAGUGCGCCCGGGAAUAGCUGGCGGCAACAUGUCUUUGGGGAAUCCAUGAUGUCCUGCAUAUCCGGACCUGCACUGGACGAGAAUGCUGAAAUGGCUAUAUCGGCGGAUAGUACUAAUGCUCCAGCCGCAGCGAAUAUACCACAGGGUAUCCAGCAAAACUGCCAAAGCUCUUCAGCCUCUUCAUCAAACAACCCCAGAUCAGUCUCGCCGAAACAACCCCUCUCUCCAAAGUCGCUGGCUCCUCUCGUCAUCCCCUCGUCUUCACCUUCCCAAAUCCAGCGCAUUCCCCGGAAACCUUCAGGUACACGUCUGCGGUCCGGCAGCACUCCCCCAGACGUUCCACCAAAAUCAGCCAGGAUGAUAGACAACUCUCCUUACUCUCGUGCAUCCCCAUAUACUCCCAUGUCGGCAUCAAGUACCAGCCUCCUCUCCGCCACUACCGCCCCAACAUCAAUGGCUGCCACACCCAACUCCGCCAUCCCUAUUUCCAUCCCAGAAGGUCGCUCCUCACCCAAGCUCGCCCGCUCAGUAACUCCCACCCCACCCUCUGCCUGCCCCGGUCCCAUGGUCCCCGGGCACUCCCGCGGCGUCUCAGACGCCCCUCAACGCCAGUUCCCUCUCGGCGCCUCCCACGGCCACCGACGCCACGAAUCCGAAGGCGGUGCCUCAAUCAUGGACCGCGGACGACCCAAAAAACGUGCAGAUGCGUCCCCCGUCAAACGCUCGAUCUCAAAACGGUCCCCUUCCACAUCCGCCACCCUUCUCGAAGAGCAGAAAGCCUUCGAGCACCUACCCUCCGGGCACCCUGCUACAACAGCAUCCACAUUCCUCCCCGCCUCAGAAGUUGAGACACUCCGUAAACAAGCCAUCGGCCAAGCAUCCCGCUUCGAAGUCCUCAACUCCAAGGACGUUGACACUUUGUCCCGCGAACUCCGGGCUCUGGAUGAAAGAUGUGAAUAUCUCCGUAAAACGCACCGCUCUCUCCGCUCUGGAAGACGGAACCUCCACGACCGCAUUUGCACUUAUCUACGAAGUCCGCGCGUAGCGAAGUUCAGCCACGACAGCAUGCUCAAACAAGAAGAGGCGCUCUCAGAACUCGAUUCCUCUAUCGACGAUUGGGUGGCUAAGCUCGAGCAAGCGGAAAACCGACGGACGCGAGUGAGGCAGAAGUUACUGGAGCAUGUGGCUGCAGCGUUGAUUAUGCAGCCAGUGGUGGAGCAGGAGAGAGGAGGGCAUGUGGUAGAAGAGGAGAAGCAUGUUGUGCAGAUAGCACUAGCGAUGGCGAUUGCUCCGAAUGGGGAAAAUACGCCACCUCGCUCCCCUACAAAAGGCCAAUCUCCAGAAAGAUUAGACCGAGUGGUUGAGGAGGUCAAAGUCACAAGCCCUGAAAGUCGACGUGGUGGAAGAGACGUCGAAAGCAUCCGCAUUUAUGCGGAUUCAGAUUUGUCGGCUCUGUUGGCAGAUGUCGAGGAGGAGAUUAAUCGCAUGGGCGAGCAGGGGGAGAUGCAUGAGAGGGAGAGGUUGGAGAGGGAACGACAAGAGAGAGAAAGGAAAACGGAGGACACGAUUGCGGCAGGCAUCACGCUGAAUGCGGUUGCGUUUGAGGGGAUGUUAGCGCAUCAGAGGAGUUUGCAGAAUAUGAAGAUGCCGAUGCCCGAGUUUGUUUGA
Molecule: messenger RNA, 2127 nt
Organism: Hyaloscypha bicolor E
Lineage: Eukaryota; Fungi; Ascomycota; Leotiomycetes; Helotiales; Hyaloscyphaceae
Exons: 3
Coding region: 1-2127 (708 amino acids)
Source: RefSeq, a predicted model, not a curated record